This is a messenger RNA of Anopheles marshallii, 1077 nucleotides long. RefSeq names its product pyrimidine-specific ribonucleoside hydrolase RihA-like. Gene Ontology annotation, molecular function: hydrolase activity, hydrolyzing N-glycosyl compounds. Bases 1 to 1077 code for a protein of 358 amino acids. The transcript has 2 exons. NCBI's taxonomy places the organism in Eukaryota, Metazoa, Arthropoda, Insecta, Diptera, Culicidae. The record is from RefSeq and is a predicted model, not a curated record.
AUGAUUCGGUUUCGGUGCGGCUUUGGGUCAUUGCAGAUGAGUUCGGCAUUUCGUGCGCUUAUGCUAAUGGCCACGUUGGCCGGGAGCUUGCAAGCCAUCAAGUGUCCGCUGGAGCGCAAGGACCGGGAAGAACCACGAAGAGUCAUACUGGAUCUGGAUGGAGGUGGAGAUGAUGCUUGGGCGCUGGUAAUGCUGCUGGCUAACGAAAAGCAGUACAACAUCUGUGUCCUGGCCGUAACCUGCUCGCAUGGAAAUGCUCGUGUACCAGACGUGCUGGUUAAUGUGUUACGCAUCCUCGGUAGUCUUGGAAGAUUGGACGUUCCGGUGUAUGCUGGAGCUAGCGAGCCAUUGAUUACACCGGGACCACAUCGAAACGCUUCCCACUAUUUCUGGGGUAACGAUGGGUUUGGAGAUGUCCAGUUUGACACUUUGCCUUCUGUGGACUCGCUACAUCCUCGACACGCAGUUGAGGCUAUGCGCGAGCUGUUCGAAAAGUAUCCAAAGAAGAUCACCUUACUAGCGGUGGGACCACUCACAAACCUGGCCCUACUGUACAAAAUGUUCCCGGAGACGAAAGACAAAGUAGGCGCCCUGUACGUUCUUGGUGGAAAUCGGCACGGUGUCGGUAAUACAGGUUCGGCCUCGGAGUUCAACUUUUUUCGCGAUCCCGAAGCGGCCCAUAUUGUGCUAAAUAACUCCCCUAUGAUCGUGCACGUGUUUCCAUGGGAAACGGUACUGUUGCAAACGUUUACCACCAGAUGGCGCUUUGAGACGUUCGGAGAAACGACGAACCCUGCCAUAGAGGUGCUCAAUCGGGUUGAAAAAGAAGUGUAUGCGGAUGAAGAAAUCUGGACACCCUGCGAUAUGUACGUGGCGUCGAUCUUCUUGAACAGCAGCAUCCUCCAGUCGGUGCAAAGCUAUCGAGCUGAAGUUGAACUAACCGGGUCGGUCACUAGAGGAAUGAUGGCCAUUUUGCAUCACGUGAAAGACGUCAAUCAGCACAAUGUGGUCGUUAUAGAUAAGAUUGAUUCCCAGGAGGUGCAGCGAAUGUUAGUUGCAUUAAACUAUGAAAAGUGA